This is a messenger RNA of Peromyscus californicus insignis, 1545 nucleotides long. RefSeq names its product perilipin 1 (gene Plin1). Gene Ontology annotation, cellular component: lipid droplet. The coding region runs from base 1 to 1545 and encodes 514 amino acids. The record is from RefSeq and is a predicted model, not a curated record. The transcript has 8 exons. Gene Ontology annotation, biological process: lipid metabolic process. Lineage: Eukaryota; Metazoa; Chordata; Mammalia; Rodentia; Cricetidae.
AUGGCCAUGAACAAGGGCCCAACCCUGCUGGACGGAGACCUCCCUGAGCAGGAGAAUGUGCUCCACAGAGUCCUGCAACUGCCUGUGGUGAGCGGCACCUGUGAGUGCUUCCAGAAGACCUACAACAGCACCAAAGAGGCCCACCCCCUGGUGGCCUCUGUGUGCAAUGCCUACGAGAAAGGUGUACAGGGUGCCAGCAAUCUGGCUGCCUGGAGCAUGGAGCCCGUGGUCCGCCGGCUGUCCACCCAGUUCACAGCUGCCAAUGAGUUGGCCUGCAGAGGCCUGGACCACCUGGAGGAAAAGAUUCCGGCCCUUCAAUACCCUCCAGAAAAGAUUGCCUCUGAACUGAAAGGCACCAUCUCUACCCGCCUUCGGAGCGCCAGGAACAGCAUCAGUGUGCCCAUCGCAAGUACUUCUGACAAGGUCCUGGCCAGCUGCGAGCUUGCCUUGGGGAUGGCUAAAGAGACAGCAGAAUAUGCUGCCAACACCCGAGUUGGCCGCCUGGCCUCUGGAGGGGCUGAUCUGGCUCUGGGCAGCAUUGAGAAGGUGGUAGAGUUCCUCCUGCCACCAUCCAAGGAGGAGUCAGCCCCUGGUUCUGGACGGCAGCGGGCCCAGAAGGCUCCCAAGGUCAAACCGAGCCUCGCGAGGAGGGUCAGCAACCUGGCCAACACUCUUUCUCGACACACCAUGCAGACCACUGCUUGGGCCCUGAAGCAGGGCCACUCUCUGGCCAUGUGGAUCCCGGGUGUGGCACCCUUGAGCAGCCUGGCCCAGUGGGGUGCAUCGGCGGCCAUGCAGGUGGUGUCCCGACGGCAGAGUGAGGUGCGGGUGCCCUGGCUGCACAACUUAGCCGCCUCCCAGGAUGAAAGCCACGACGACCAGACGGACACGGAGGGGGAGGAGAAGGACGACGAGGAGGAAGAAGAGGGAUCAGAGGCCGAAGAGAGCGUGCUCAGAGAGGUAACAGCCCUGCCCACCCCGAGAGGCCUCCUGGGUGGCGUGGUGCACACCAUGCAGAAGACUCUCCGGAGCACCAUCUCAGCGGUGACGUGGGCACCUGCAGCUGUGCUGGGCACGGUGGGAAGGAUCCUGCACCUCACCCCAGCCCAGGCUGUCUCCUCCACCAAAGGGAGGGCCAUGUCCCUCUCCGACGCCCUGAAGGGUGUCACUGAUAACGUGGUAGACACUGUGGUACACUAUGUGCCGCUUCCCAGGCUGUCCCUGAUGGAGCCGGAGAGCGAAUUCAGAGACAUCGAUAACCCGCCGGCAGAGGCCGAGCGCAAGGGGUCCGGAGCGCGGCCCGCCAGUCCGGAGUCCGCGCAGCGUCCCGGCCAGCCCCGCGGCAGCUUGCGCAGCGCGCGGGGGCUCAGCAUGCCCUCCUGUCCCAGUCUGGAAGACAAGGCGGAGACUUCGGGGCGUCCCGGAUUCCUGGCCAUGCCCCGGGAGAAGCCUGCACGCCGAGUCAGCGACAGCUUCUUCCGGCCCAGCGUCAUGGAGCCCAUCCUGGGUCGCGCACAGUACAACCAGCUGCGCAAAAAGAGCUGA